AUGGCGUCUGCAGACAUGAGAGAUGAGCUGGAGUGCUCCAUCUGUCUGAACAUCUACACGGAUCCCGUCACGCUCAGAUGCGGACACAACUUCUGCCGGGUCUGCAUCGACCGCGUGCUGGAUACCCAGAAGAGCUCCGGAGUUUACACCUGCCCGGAGUGCAGAGAAGAGUUCUACGAGCGUCCCGCGCUGAGGAAGAACACGACUUUAAGCAACAUAGCGCAGCGCUUCCUCUGUGCGGAGCCAAAGCCGGGAGAGACCCGAAUUCUGUGCACCAACUGCAUUCACGCUUCUGUGCCCGCCGUUAGGACUUGUCUACUGUGCGAGUGCUCCUUGUGCGAGAACCACCUGAGAGUCCACAGCACCUCACCGGAACACGUCCUCGUGGAACCCACCAAAUCCUUCGCCAGCAGAAAAUGUCCCGUCCACAAGAAGGUCCUGGAAUAUUACUGCACGGAGGACGCCGCCUACAUUUGUGUCUCCUGCCGGCUGGAUGGAGAACACAAGAAGCACAAAAUAAGCCCGAUGAAGGACAUCGCUGAGAAGAAGAAGGAAAAGCUGAAGACGCUCCAGAAAAAACUGCGCUCGAAGCAGGAGAAGAUCGGGAACAGGGUCCAGAAGCUAAAGGAACACAGGAGAAAAGCUGAAGAGAAAGCAGCCGGAGAAAGCCAGAGAGUCACGGCCCAGUUUGAAGACCUCAAGAGACGGCUGGAGGACAUCAAGAAGAAGGUCCUGAGUGAGAUCUCCAGGCAGCAGGAGCAGGCCUCGCUCUCCGUCUCUCAUCUUCUCAAGAAGCUGGAAAUCGAGCAGGACGAGCUGUCCGGAAAGGCGCAGAGGAUUGAGAAGCUGCUGAAAAUGACAGAUCCCUUCACAGUGUUACAAGAACGGGAGUCGCUCAACGAUGACUCUUCUGACUCCAGGAAAGGGGACGAGGAGGACAGAAAGCAAGAGGACAAAGUCUACAAGAGCGAUCUGGAUGAAGGUCGGAUCUCGGAGACUUUAUAUGGCGGCCUUUGCGAUCUCAUAACCUGUAUAAAAGGAAGGAUUUCUCCGGAUAAGGCAACGCAAGUCCUACUGGACGUGGACACGGCUUGCGAGGACGUAGAUAUAUCGGGGGACUUGAAGACGAUCUCCAAAUCGGAAAUGAAACAGUAUCACCCUCAGAGGUUUGUGUAUUAUCCGCAGGUGUUGAGCGCCUGCCCCUUCUCCUCGGGGCGGCACUCUUGGGAAGUGGAGGCGAGUGAUACUGGAAAUUGGAGGAUUGGAGUGUCUUACUCUACAGUUGACAGGAGCGGGGAUCAGUCCUAUUUUGGAGACAACAGCAAAUCCUGGUGUCUUCGUCGCUUUAACAAUAGUCAGUAUUCUGCAAUACACGAUGGCAAGGAGGUCUCCUUAAAAGACAAGGUCUCCAGUCAGAGGCUGAAGGUCUUUUUGGAUUAUGAGCUGGGUCAGGUGUCCUUUUAUGAGCUGUGUGACCCGAUUCGACACCUCCACACCUUCACUGCCACCUUCACCCAGCCCCUCCAUGCUGCCUUCUGUGUGUGGGAUGACUGGGUGAAGAUCACAACGUGA
Molecule: messenger RNA, 1572 nt
Organism: Nanorana parkeri
Lineage: Eukaryota; Metazoa; Chordata; Amphibia; Anura; Dicroglossidae
Product: E3 ubiquitin/ISG15 ligase TRIM25-like
Exons: 1
Coding region: 1-1572 (523 amino acids)
Molecular function (GO): zinc ion binding; protein binding
Source: RefSeq, a predicted model, not a curated record